UAGAAUUGCAAUAGAUUUAUAAAGAAGUUACCACUGGCAGGCAAGCGAAAGAAGCGAUUGUCUGAAGCCAAAGACACAGUUGGAGAAAUGACACCGAAUAAACCAACUGACAAUAGUAUUUGGGUUUUCGGGUAUGGAUCUUUGGUCUGGUCCCCAAAUUUCACUUACGAAGAAAGGUUAGUGGGAUACAUUGAAGGCUUCAAGAGAAGAUUCUGGCAAGGAAGCAUGCAUCAUAGAGGAAGCACUGAAAGGCCUGGAAGAGUUGUCACUUUGGUAAAGGACCAAACGAGUCGUGUCUGGGGCGUGGCAUACAGAAUACAGGGCCAGGAGAACAUUUCGAAAGCGAUAGGCCAUUUGACAAAGCGUGAAAUAUCCCUAGGAGGCUACGAGGUACAGGUCACCAAGUGUCACACCUUGCAAGGAGAAUGCCAUACCAGCGGUGAUAUUUUUGCGCUGGUGUAUUACGCUGCGCCAGGUAACCCAUGUUACCGUGGAUGUGCUAGUUACGAUGAGAUAUCAACGGACAUACUUCUUUCGUACGGUUAUUGCGGCUCGAACAUUGAAUAUCUUUUUAGACUGACCGACUUCAUGCGCACUGAAUGUAGAGACGAGAAAGACGAUCAUCUUUACGCCGUUGACAAUCUUGUGCGUCUGAAAAUGGGAAUAUGUCCAAAGAGCAUGCAGACAUGGAUGGAAUUAAUCAAAUGCAACAAGUUCUUGAGUAAAUUGGCAGAACUGAGCACUGAAUUAAGAACCAAUUCAAUUGAGUCGUCAGUUUAUUUUAAAACGGCCAUCGCAUCACAGUGAAAAAUUGCUACAUUUCGUCAUGUCAAAUGGCUUGUCGUUUUGAAUUUGUAGUCUAACUGCAUCUUAUGUGUCAUACAUUUUCAAUAAUUUGACUUUUAACGCUUAACCAUACCCAUCCUGCCUAACCUAAUAUACUACUGACAGCUGACGAUUCCAUCAGUUCCCUAAUGUUCAAGAAACAGUUGAGAUUUAUUUUUGCUGGUUGCAGCCAAUAAAACCAAGGUUGAUAACCUUUAUUACAAACAUUAUAGCGUAUUUUUGGUAUGUUAUUGUUACAUUAAGGCAUGUAUGUAAAUAUUUCUAAGUAAAUUAUAAAGUAUAUAUGAUUCGUAGUGAGUCAGAAUGUGAAAUUACAUCGAAAGAUAAUCAAGUUCUAUGCUUUUUUAGAGUUAAACGGUCUAAUCUCAGGGUUAGAUCAACAAAUGAA
Molecule: messenger RNA, 1234 nt
Organism: Rhopilema esculentum
Lineage: Eukaryota; Metazoa; Cnidaria; Scyphozoa; Rhizostomeae; Rhizostomatidae
Product: glutathione-specific gamma-glutamylcyclotransferase 1
Biological process (GO): glutathione catabolic process
Cellular component (GO): cytoplasm
Molecular function (GO): glutathione specific gamma-glutamylcyclotransferase activity
Source: RefSeq, a predicted model, not a curated record